CSCCGCGGUUGAAUCCUUGCCCGGGAUCCUUAAAUCCUCGUUCGGGGUCUCGCUCUGGUGCUGGGGGUCGGCGUGUCCCGGGCGGCUGUGCCGGUGCAGCGCCCCGCGGUGCGUUGGGCUCGGCAGCCCCUCGGUGCUGCCCCGGGCCGGGCUCUGGGCUCGGCGGGACGGUGGUGUCGCUGAACAUCGCGGCUCUGUGUGCUCUGUGAGGGUGGAGUGGAGCUGAAAGGCCACUGUGGCCAUCUUUACACGGGCAAUACUUCAUCUUUCUGGCAUUAAGGAACUUGGAAAUAAUCCCACAGGUUUGARCAGUCUGGAAGAUGAAGCCCUGGCUGCAGUUGGUGUUCUUCACYUGUGUUUUCCUGAUCUGGCACACAGAAGCAGAGUUCUUCACCUCCAUAGGUCAAAUGACAGACCUGAUUUAUGCGGAGAAGGACUUGGUACAAUCUUUAAAGGAAUAUAUCCGAGCAGAAGAGAACAAGCUCUCUCAGAUUAAAAGCUGGGCUGAAAAAAUGGAGGUACUGACCAGCAAAUCAGCCUCUGAUCCAGAAGGGUAUCUGGCACACCCUGUAAAUGCAUAYAAGCUCGUGAAGCGUUUGAAUACUGACUGGCUGGAAUUGGAAAACCUGGUUCUUCAGGAUACAACAAAUGGUUUUAUUGCAAAUCUCACAAUCCAGCGUCAGUUUUUCCCAACUGAAGAAGAUGAGACUGGAGCAGCAAAGGCUCUGAUGMGGCUGCAGGACACCUAUAAACUGGAUCCUGAAACCCUCUCCCGGGGGAGCUUGCCAGGAACAAAAUAYAGAUCCUCCCUGACAGUUGGUGACUGCUUUGGCAUGGGGAAGACUGCCUACAAUGAUGGGGACUAUUACCACACUGUGCUCUGGAUGGAGCAGGCCUUGAAACAGCACGAUGAGGGGGAGGAUACAACAGUCAGCAAAGUAGAGAUCCUAGAUUAUCUCAGCUAUGCUGUUUUCCAGUUUGGGGAUUUGCACAGAGCCAUGGAGCUCACCAGACGGCUGAUAUCCCUCGACAGCACUCAUGAGAGAGCAGGCAGUAAUCUGAGGUACUUCGAGAAGCUACUGGAGAAGGAAAGAGAGGAGAAGGAGAAAGAAAAGUCARUUAACAAGACUGUGACAACCACAGAAGCCGUGGUGCAAGGUGGAGCCUAUGAGAGGCCUCUUGACUACUUGCCAGAGCGUGAUAUCUAUGAGGCCCUUUGCAGAGGUGAAGGGGUGAAAAUGACACCUCGAAGACAAAAAAGGCUGUUUUGUAGGUACCAUGAUGGAAACAGGAACCCUCACCUGCUCAUAGCUCCCUUUAAGGAAGAAGAUGAAUGGGACAGCCCUCAUAUUGUGCGGUACUAUGAUGUCAUGUCUGAUGAAGAAAUUGAGAAAAUCAAACAACUAGCUAAGCCAAAGCUGGCACGAGCCACAGUACGUGAUCCCAAAACCGGUGUCCUUACAGUGGCCAGCUACAGGGUAUCCAAGAGCUCAUGGUUGGAAGAAGAUGAUGAUCCUGUUGUGGCCAAGGUGAAUCAGCGAAUGCAGCAGAUCACAGGGUUAACAGUGGAAACAGCUGAGCUCUUGCAGGUUGCCAACUAUGGAAUGGGAGGGCAGUAUGAGCCACACUUCGAUUUUUCKAGGCGACCCUUUGACAGCACACUCAAAUCGGAAGGAAAUAGGCUAGCGACGUUUCUUAACUAUAAAGAUGAGCCAGAUGCUUUCAAGCGGUUAGGGACUGGAAAUCGUGUGGCCACUUUUUUAAACUAUAUGAGCGAUGUGGAAGCUGGAGGAGCUACAGUUUUCCCAGAUUUUGGKGCAGCAAUAUGGCCCAAGAAGGGAACAGCAGUGUUUUGGUACAACCUCUUCCGAAGUGGUGAGGGGGAUUAUAGAACAAGACAUGCAGCUUGUCCAGUACUAGUAGGGUGUAAAUGGGUUUCAAACAAAUGGUUUCACGAAAGAGGAAAUGAAUUCUUAAGACCUUGUGGGAGAACAGAAGUUGACUGAAUUCCAGCCUGCUGCAGAUCUUUGUUUCUGUCUCCUUUUCUACUGUUGUUUGUUCCAGUUCAUUUCUAAGAAAUGAUCCAUCUUUUUCUCCAAGAGUCCUGGCACUUUACAACAAAAGAGUAAUAAAAUAUGUAACACCUGUGAAAGAAAGUAAAUGGCAUUGUACACAUCCUUGUGUUUUGGUUGCUGUUAUUUCCAUGUUCCCCUGCCUUCCUCCCUCCAGUCUUCCUCUGUAGUAGUGGUGCAAACAGUGCUGUGGGCAAUUCCAUUUGUUUGGGUGCUUGGUCUUGUGCCUUUUGUACCUCAGAAGAUUUAGAUGUUAAAUAUUUCUUUGAACCAAAGUUGUUUUUUUAAAAAAAAAAGUUUUGUGUACAUGUUGAUUUUAUUGUAUUUCUAUGGAUCACAAGUUUUAAAGCAAGAAUAAAUGUUUUUUCCAUAAAGUGA
Malurus melanocephalus (red-backed fairy wren) is the source of this 2450-nucleotide messenger RNA. It is a transcript of the gene P4HA2, whose product is annotated as prolyl 4-hydroxylase subunit alpha 2. NCBI's taxonomy places the organism in Eukaryota, Metazoa, Chordata, Aves, Passeriformes, Maluridae. The transcript is spliced from 17 exons. Gene Ontology annotation, cellular component: endoplasmic reticulum. Gene Ontology annotation, molecular function: protein binding; L-ascorbic acid binding; iron ion binding. Bases 321 to 2006 code for a protein of 561 amino acids. Gene Ontology annotation, biological process: peptidyl-proline hydroxylation to 4-hydroxy-L-proline. The record is from RefSeq and is a predicted model, not a curated record.